AUGGCAGCCAUCAACCGCAGACUCACCGACCUUACGGAGUCAACCAGCUCAUCUUCCAGAUCCUCACUGCAUUCACGCUCAUCUUCGGAGUCUCUGGGCGCACCCUCCGAUACUACGGCCCCUUCAGACCAUGAAGAUAAUUGCGGCAGAGCUGACGACCCUACCGCCAUUGUAGGCUUGGCAUGUCGUCUGCCAGGAGCCCAAAGCUCAGGUAAGCUUUGGGAGAACAUUCUCGAGCAAAAAGACCUUCAGAGCAAGAUCCCCGCGGACAGAUUCACUGUUGAUCAGUUCUAUCAUCCAAAAGGCACCAAUAAGGGCACGAGUAAUGCGACUGCGGGAUACUUUCUCGAUCAGGAUCUUAGUCUUUUUGACCCAGAGUUCUUCCGCAUCUCUGGGAAGGAGGCAGAAGCCAUGGACCCUCAACAGCGAAUGCUGCUUGAGGUAGUAUACGAGGCGUUGGAAGACGCGGGUAUUACGCUUGAAGACAUCAAGGGCUCCCAGACAUCUGUCUACUGCGGGAGCUUCACCAACGACUACCGCGAAAUGCUGAACAAGGAUUUGGGGUACUACCCGAAGUACAUGGCAACUGGUGUUGGAAACUCCAUCUUAGCCAAUCGCAUUUCAUACUUCUAUGACCUACAUGGAGCAAGUGUGACCAUCGACACAGCUUGCUCGUCUUCCCUAGUUUCUUUCCACAUGGGCAAUAGGUCCAUCCAAGACGGAGACGCCGACAUCUCAAUCGUUGUCGGCUCUUCGCUCCACUUCGAUCCCAACAUGUUCGUCACGAUGACGGAUCUCGGGUUCCUCUCAACCGACGGCAGAUGUCGAGCUUUCGACGCUAGCGGAAAAGGCUAUGUUCGCGGUGAGGGUAUCUGCGCCGUGGUUUUGAAACAAAAGUCACGCGCUGAGCUUCAUGGCAACAAGAUCCGAUCCGUCAUUCGUGGCUCAGAUGUCAAUCACGACGGUGCCAAGGAUGGGAUUACAAUGCCAAACUCCAAAGCUCAAGAGAACCUCAUCAGGAAGACCUACAAGAACGCUGGACUGAGUACCAAUGAUACUCAGUAUUUUGAGGCUCACGGCACUGGUACUCAGGCUGGUGAUCCCAGAGAGACACGUGCAAUCGGUGCGGUGUUUGCUCCAAAUCGCCCGGAGCAUCUCCAUGUGGGAUCAGUCAAGACCAACAUUGGGCACUUGGAAGGUGCGUCGGGCUUAGCGGGUAUCAUCAAAACAACGCUCGCGCUUGAAGAACACACGAUUCCGCCAAACAUGUUGUUCAACAAUCCCAACCCUAACAUCGACUUCGAAAACUGGAAGAUCACCGUCCCAACGAAGGCACUGGACUGGAAGGCAUCCCACGGUUUCCGACGAGCCAGCAUCAACUCCUUCGGCUAUGGCGGUACAAAUUCUCAUGUGAUCCUUGAAGGCUACACUGCGCCUGCUGGAGAGCUUGAGGUACAACUCCCUCCAGGUUUGGCAGCGAUGGUCGAAAAGAGACCUUUUUUGCUGCCAUUGACCUCGCAUACGGAGAAAGCUGGAAAUCUGUUCAAGAUCGGGCUCUCUCAUUUCCUAGAAGAUAAAACCGAACAUUCCGCAGCAGCCCUGGCGCACAGUCUCAGUGAUCAUGGGCGCACCAUGCACAAAGUUCGGUCCUUCCUCGUCGAGAAGGACCGCGAGGACACUGUUGCAGGCCUGAACGAGUCUUUGACUUGGACGAGAUCUGAUGAGUCCAAGGUCAGACUUGGCUUCGUAUUCACGGGCCAGGGAGCACAGUCAUUUGCGAUGGGUCGACAGCUGAUUGAGCAGUCUCCGUUCUUCCGCCAAACCUUGGAGAAAUGCGACGACGUCCUUCAAAGUCUCCCAGACAGACCUGACUGGUCUUGCGUCACAGAGCUGCUCAAGACCAAGGAGACAUCGCGAGUCACCCAAAGCGCCUUCUCCCAGCCAUUGUGUACAGCAAUUCAGAUAGCGCUGGUCGACUUGUUGGCGGAGUGGGGCGUUAAACCCUCAACGACUGUGGGCCACUCUGCUGGGGAGAUGGGCGCAGCCUAUGCAGCUGGUAUUCUAUCAUUCGACGACGCUAUCAUCGCUGGCUACUACCGAGGACUCACCCUUGGCAUGGAGGUCGAAAAUGCUAUCGAAGUGCCUGGCUCUAUGCUAGCGGUCCAGAUGACUGAAACCGAAGCUAUCGCAGAGCUUGAGUCUUACAAAGGGCGCAUUGCGCUUGCUGCAGUCAACAGCCCCACCAGUCUCACUCUAUCUGGUGACUUGCCCGCCAUUUUGAAGCUCAAGGAGAGCCUUUCGAAGAGGAACGUCUUCGCGAGGCAACUUCAAGUCGACAAAGCCUACCAUUCACACCACAUCGCUCCAUUCGGUCCCGUCCUUGAACAGCUUCUGAGCAAGAUUCGACCUCGAACACCAAGAUGUCAAAUGUCGUCAAGUGUCACAGCUCGUAAUGCCGAGCCUAGCAAGAUGAAAGCCGCCUACUGGGUGGCUAAUCUCACUGGGCAAGUGAGGUUUGCGGAGGCUUUGACGAACUUGCUCUUGAAUGACAAUGAAGAGCAAAAUGUUGACAUGCUUGUGGAAAUCGGUCCUCAUCCAGCUCUCAGAGGUCCCUCAAAGGAGGUCAUGAAGUCACUGAAGCUCAACAUCCCUUACAUUGCUUCUUUGAACCGCGGCGUUCCAGACUUUGGUAGUCUGCUCUCAUGUGUCGGUCAGCUCUUCGCUCUUGGAUACCCAGUUGACCUGGCUGCUGCCAACAGCAACCUGUUUGUCAACCAUGAUGGGUCUAUUCAAAAAGCUAUCGCAGGUCCGAAAAUUAAGCUGCCAAGUUAUGCAUGGGACCAUGCCAAGUACUGGUCGGAGACCCGUGUCAUCAAAAACAACCGGCUUCGCAAGGACCGACAUGUCAUUCUCGGCGUACCCGUCGCGGACUCCGUUCACAACCAUCCACGAUGGAGAACCUUUCUACGCCCAGCUGAGCUCCCCUGGCUCCCUCAACACAUGAUCGAAGGCAAAGUCAUAUUCCCCGCCGCGGGAUACAUCAGCAUGGCUAUCGAGGCUGCGACGCGCCUAGAGAAAGGCCCAAAAGCUAUCAAAAGCGUCAGUUUGAAGGACGUUUCUUUCAAGUCUCCCCUCCCUGUACGAACCGACGACAUGGGAACCGAAGUACUUCUCGAGAUGCAGCCAAUCUUGGCAUCAGCCAAGCGGACUUCCGACACUUGGUACAGGUUCAUCAUUUCGUCUUACGAUGAGAGCGACAGGUGCGACGAGCACUGUCAUGGCCUUAUCUCCGUUGAAGAAGGCGUGCCUUCGUCGAUUGAGAGCACCGACCCACGUCCAACACUUGCACAACUUCAAAAAUUGUCCAACAGAACCACGACGAUGCAAAAGUACUAUGACCAUCUCAACUCAAUGGGACUACAAUAUGGAGAAGACUUCAGGCUUCUCUCGGGUAAUAUUGAGUCAGGACCCGGCUUCGCCAUGGCGCCAAUCACCUUCCGUCCAGAUCAAGUAAGCGCAGCACCAAGUGACCUAUGCAUCGUGCACCCCACUUUCUUAGACUCUUCCUUUCAUGUCGUCUUUGCAGGCGCAGAAGCCGAAAUAGGUCGGCCUCUCGGAGAGCCAUUCGUACCAACGUUCAUGAAGUCCAUGAAGGUUUCCGGACUUUUCCAAGACAUGAUGCAUUCAGAUGACCUCCAGCGAUUCUGGGUAAGCUCUAACACUAAGCUCCCUGGGCCUCGUGUGGCGACCAGCGACAUUACAAUCCAGUCCGAUGACUGCAGCGAGCUCAUGAUCGAAAUGCAAGGCGCAGAGUUCACAGCGUUGGGAGCAGAUAUGACAGGCGACUCUUUAGAGCGUACACUUUUCUUCCGCACAAAGUGGCAGCCAGCAUUCUCGUGUCUUGGUGGGAACACGCAACCGCCCAAGCUUGGGAGCUUGGCGCAAGUCAUGGACGUUUUUGCUCAUCAGAUUCCUGAUUCAACAAUCCUGCAUUUUUCAUCCAACGUGAACUCUGUUAAGGAUGGCCUGAGCCACCUUGGUGGCCGCCAAGGCUCAUGCCGUCGCUUCCAUAGCCUCACGCCUUACUCGUUCUCGAGAGACCUGCCAGAAAGUUGGGACACGCUGGCAAAGGAGUGGCCGGGCCUCAUUGAAGUCAACGAGCCCCAAGCUGGGCACUACGACGCCAUCAUCAUCGACGAGUCUCCUCAAAUAAAUAUCCUGCCUUUCCUCAAGCCCAAUGGCUUCGUCAUUAGCAAUGGCGUGGAGUUUGACCACCAUGAUUUGGGGCUCCUCUUCCGAAGUGGCAAUAUCAGUAUUUGGCAACACCGAGCAGAAGCUCCUGCCUCCCGCGAGCCUUUGUCUCUCAUAAUGCCGUCGGUGGUGUCUGAAAGCACAGAUGCCAUUGCUUCGACAAUCGAGAAGAACUAUGACGGCGAAGUGAACAGACUGUCUCUUCUCAGUCUUCUGGAAUCGACCUCUACACUCGCAGACAGCGUGAUAGUUCUCGCUAGUCUGGACAACGACCUGUUCUUCGACGACGUCAGUGACACCGCAGCACACUUUGAAGUUGUCCAGAAGCUACUUACAAGUGACAGUACCAACAUGGUCUGGGUAACAACUGGUGCUACGAUGGAGGCCAAGAGCCCUCAGCAAGCGAUUAUCCUUGGCCUCGCCAGGGUUGCACGCAGCGAAAACGAGAAGCUCAGACUUGUCACCCUGGACUUCACCAAGGGCUCUAAUACUAGCAAAGUCCCAACCCGCGCUCUUGAACUCCUUGAUCGGAACCUCACAGAGGACGAGUUCGCUCAUCGAGAUGGUACACUCAUGAUUCCAAGAGUCGAACGCGACGAUUCUCGCAACUCUAAAUUACCAUUCAAUGCUCGCGGCGAGGCAAAGCUAGAACGCUUUCAGCAGAGCCGGCCUCUCGCUCUCAAGAUUGGCAAGGUCGGACUACUGGAUUCUUUGGCCUUUGGCGACGAUGAACAAAUUCUGGAUGAAGAUUUGGCGCACGACGAAAUAGAGAUCGAAGUGAAAGCCUCAGCUAUCAAUUUUCGCGACAUCGCAGCUUCUAUGGGAAUCAUCGACGACUACAAGCUAGGAGAUGAGUGUGCAGGCGUUGUUCGACGAGUUGGUUACAGCGUGGGCGCAGCCGACUUCAAGAAUGGCGAUCGAGUAGUUGCAUGGCGCCCUGGGCAAGGGGCACAUCGUUCAAUCGUUCGCAACCCUGCAGUCUACUGCCAGAAGCUGACAGACAUGCCUUUUGGGAUAGCAACAUCUUUUCCUCUCGUCUUGACCACGGCCUAUUACGCACUUCAGGAUGUCGCGAGAUUACAGCCCGGAGAGACUGUUCUGAUCCAUUCGGCUGCUGGAGGUGUUGGCCAAAUGGCGGUUCAAGUCGCUCGUAUGCUGGGGGCAAACGUUAUCGCCACAUGUGGCUCCCAAGAAAAGCGCGACUUCCUCAAAAGACAUUUCGGUCUUGACGACAACCAUAUCCUAUCUUCUCGGGACACCUCGUUCGUGGAAGGAGUCUUCAGCUUGACAAAUGGUAGUGGUGUUGACGUAGCACUCAACAGUCUUGCUGGGGACCUCCUACAUGCCACCUGGAGCUGCAUUGCACGCUUCGGCCGUUUCCUCGAAAUUGGAAAAAGAGACAUCCAUGAGAACGCCAAGAUUGACAUGGACCCGUUCCGGAAGAAUAUAUCAUUUGCGUCUGUUGACAUGAUCACUGUCUUCGAGCACAACAGACCUCUGGGAGCCCGUGUCUUCAAAGAUUGCUGCAAUCUCAUUCAGGCAGGCACCAUCAAGAUUCCCGAGACAGUUGUUGAGCUUCCCUACGCUGACGCACAGAAAGGAUUCAGAAUGCUGCAAAUGGGUAAGCAUUUGGGUAAGGUCGUUCUUAUCGCUCGAGAGUCUGAGACGGUUCCGGUCCUCCCAACUGUCUAUCGAAAUACAGCACUUUUCAAGCCAGAAAAAAUCUACCUCUUAGUGGGUGGCCUUGGUGGCUUGGGCCGUACACUGGCCGAAUGGAUGGUCCGGAAAGGUGCUCGCCAACUGGCUUUCAUGUCAAGAUCGGGAGCCAGUCGACUUGAGGCAGCAGCAACACUGAGAUGGCUUGAGGCUCGUGAUAUCAAUGUCUCAAUCUAUUGCGCCGAUGUCACCGACUAUGAAGCUGUCAAAUCAUGCAUCGAGGAGCUCGGGUCCCGUCUUGGCGGAGUAUUCCAGGCCGCUAUGGUCCUACAGGAUGCCCCGUUGAACAAGAUGACGCACCAGCAGUGGCAGACUUCAAUCCGGCCAAAGGUACGAGGUACCUACAACCUGCACAAGGCCACUUUGGGGACUCCGCUGGAUUUCUUCGUUUGCUUCUCCUCGGCUUCUGCUAUUGUUGGUGCAAUGGCGCAGGCGAACUACUCCGCUGCCAACACUUACCUGGACGCCUUAAUGAGCCAUCGCCGUGGCCUAGGUCUUCAGGGUACGACAAUGAAUUGCGGUAUGAUUGUUGGUGUUGGUGCUGUCGCUGAAGAUGUUGCUCUUGAACGAAUAAUGAAGCGCAUUGGCUAUGAUGCUGUCAAUGAAGAAGAGCUGCUCUACCAAGUCGAGGAGGCUGUCGUCGCCCAGAAGGAUCACUUCCUCUCAACUCUAGGGAUCGAUGAGCAUCAGACGAUCACAGGUAUCAACUUGACACGCAAAGAUCUCUACUGGGCCUCGAAGCCACUCCUCCGCAAUCUCUACGCUAAUCUCGACAUCGAUGGCGAUGCAGCCAAAGCUUCAGUCGGGAAGCCCCUCAUGGGCAGUCUACGGGACGCUGCCGAUACGGACAAACGUAUCUCGAUUUUGACUACUGCUUUCAUCGAGAAAGUUUCUGCCGUCCUUGGUGUUGCUACAGAUAUCGUUCAGCCUGGUAACCCACUGUCAGCCUAUGGCCUGGACUCGAUCGUUGCUAUUGAGUUCCGCAAGUGGUUCACGAAGGCCAUCAACGUCGAUGUCCAGACCUUCGACGUUCUCGGCUCCAAGUCCAUCACGGAUUUGGUCACCAAGGCGGCAAGUCUGAUCAAAUUUGAUGCCGAGAGCGAGGACGAUAAGACCGGGACGUCGGCUGUUGGAGCUGCUGAAAAGGCGAGCGUUGACAAGACUGAGCAAGCCCCAGCUACUGCCACUUCUGCAGAGUUCUCACAGAUUGAGAGACCCGAAAAAGUGCCCAUGUCCACCUUCCAACGCAGGAUGUGGUUCCAACACAACAUGCUCGAAGACAAGUCAUCACUCAAUGUACCAGUGAUGUGCCAUGUGCGAGGCAAGCUCGACGUUUCAGCUCUAGAAUUAGCUGUGGGAGAAAUGGUGAAGCGAAACGAAAGUCUUCGCAUGUCAUUUUCUGAAGGCGACGACUUCUCCGAACAGAAGCCAAUCCCUGGCUUCGACUUGCACCUAAUUCGCAAAGAUCUUUCCGCAGACUCUGGAAACGACAGCAAAUCUUUGAACAAGUUCGUUGCUGAGCUCAGGGAUCAGGCGCUGGAUAUCGAGAAUGGCGAGGUUUUGCGCAUGGCGAUGGCCAAGAUCGAAGAAGGACACUAUGUCCUUGUUAUGAUCUACCACCACAUCUCCAUCGAUCGUGGAAGCUCCAAGUCCAUGUUCCAGCAAGUGACCUCUCUGUACGAGGCCGCUCGCAACGAGAGGGCGCUUGCAACCGUAUCGUCACCACGGGUUUCUUAUAUCGACUUCACACUCUGGCACGAAGCUCGCUUGGCGUCACCAGAGCUCCAGCUCAGCAUAGACUUUUGGAGGAACAAGUUGCGCAAUGCGCCAGAGGUCAGUAGGUUGCUGCCGUUCGCGAAGGCAUCACGUCCUGAGCACAUGGACACCGCGCGAGCAGUGCUCAACAUGACUCUUGAGACGCCUAUGCUCAAUCGGAUGAAGCGGAUUUGCGCUCAGACCGGCACAACGCCCUUCCAAUACCUGCUGGCAGCCUUCAGAUCUUUCCACUACCGAUACACCGAGGAAGAAGAUUUGACGGUCCUCAUGGUAGAUGGCCGUCGACCUCAUCCUGAUCUGGAAGAAACCAUUGGCUUCUUCGUCAACUUGAUUCCAAUCCGGUUUACCAAAGGAUGCGAGGUAAGCUUCGACCGUCUCCUCGAGUACACCAAGUCUUCUGCGCUCGAGGCGACCCAACACAGCACAGUCUCCUUUGAUGCCAUCGUGGACGCAGUCAACGUUGAGAAGACUCCGAGCCAUUUCCCACUGGGCCAGCUUGCAAUCAAUUAUCAGUCACACGGUAAGAUGCCAAAGUUCAAGACCCAGGACUUUGAGAUCAGCCAGAUCGAAGGCGAAGAUAUACCCACCGCAUGUGAAAUGCAGCUGGAGGCGCUUGAUGAUCCCGACAAAGGGUUGGACCUCCGCCUAGAGUAUUCAUCAACCCUCUAUGGUGCUAACGAGAUGGACCUGUUCUUCGAUAAUUUCUUGCACUAUCUCACCAACGUGAUCAAGGAUCAUCGUCAACCAAUCUCCGAGGUUGCAAUGUGCGGUCCCAAAGAAAUUGAACAUCUCCAAAACAGUUCCUGGAACACCGGCUUCACUGAGAAUACCUGGGACAAUACCUCUGUGGUUGGCAAGAUCGCCGAAAUCGCCAAGAGUGCUCCCGAAGCUACUGCUAUCGAGGAUUCCGAAGGCCAGUCUGUGUCUUACGAGAACCUCGUUAGCCAAGCACAGAAAAUUGCGGCCUCUAUUCAACAGUCUAGCGCAUCGCCUGGUAGUUUCGUCGGUAUCUUGUCGAGACCCGGCAUCGAGUCUAUUUCAGCAAUGCUAGGUACACUGAUUGCUGGCUGCGGGUACAUACCGAUGGAUCCAGAGUUUGCAAUGGACCGGUUGACAUUCAUGGCAUCGGACGCUUCAGCAAAGGCCAUACUUGUUGGUACGGGCCUGGACAAAGUGGGUCUCACCAUAGCCAAAAACAUCGACUUCGAACCUCACCUCAUUCCCAUCUCGGCUGCAAACUCAUACAAUGAGCCACUGCGCCCUGUUGAGGGGUCUUCUGAAGACCCUUUUUACAUUAUGUACACUUCGGGGAGUACAGGGACACCCAAAGGCGUUGCUCUGACUCGCUCAAACACGCAGCAGAUGCUUAGCAGUCUGCAUUAUGACUUUGGGUUCAACCCUGGGGACAAGUUCCUCCAUCAGUCUUCCAUCUGCUUCGACCUCUCAAUCGUACAGAUUUUCUCUGCCCUGACCAGUGGUGCCACUGUCUGCGUUGCAAGUCCAGAAGUUCGGAAAGAUCCUUUGCUCCUGGCUAAAUUCAUGCGCGAUGCAGAGGUCAGUGUCACCUAUAAUACGCCAACCCAGUUUGCCCUGCUCCUAGAAAGCGCAUCCGAAGACCUUCGCCAAUGCAUCAAUUACCGCGUCGCAUUCUUCGCGGGCGAGACCUUACCUGUCCGCUUGGCGAAAGCGUUCUACGACCUUAACACACCUGCCACUGCCUACAAUACUUGGAGCCCAAGCGAGUUGGUCGUUCAGACUGCUAUCCACAAAGUCGAGUACCCGGCAGAUGACACUACCAACAUUCCCAUCGGUUUCCCAAUGGCGAACUGCCGUCAUUAUAUCCUAGACUCCAAGAUGAAUCCCCUUCCAACAAGUAUGAUAGGCGAGAUCUGUGUUGGUGGAGCUCAAGUCGGCGCUGGAUAUCUAAACCGACCUGAUGCCAAUGCGCAUUCCUUCGUUGAAAAUCCUCUCCGCUCUAAAGACGAUGCAGUGAGGGGCUGGAACAGAUUCUUCCGCACCGGUGAUAAAGGCCGCUUCCUGCCAAAUGGAGAGCUGGAGUUCCAUGGCCGCAUCGCUGGUGAUCGCCAAAUCAAGCUACGCGGUUUCCGCAUUGACCUUGGUGAAAUCGAACACCGGAUUCACCGAGAAUCUUCGCACAUCGGCAAACGCAGACUUGUAGAUCUAUCAGUUCUUGCGCGACCGGGGACUGAGGGCUCGAGUUUGACUGAUGAGCGCCAAAUAGUUGCCUUUUUAGUCUACAACCAGUUCAUGGAAGCCUCUGAGAAGCAAGAUCUGGUCUCUAUGCUACAUGAGAAACUUGCCAAUCAUCUGAACUACUACAUGUUACCCAGCGGCUACCAAUUCCUGAACAGCCUCCCAGUUACCAUUGGUGGCAAGGUGGACCGCAAAGCCCUCCUCGCAGCGGAAAUGCAACUCGUCUAUCCCUCCUCCAGCUCAGCAAUAUCACCAAUCGAAGAUGCCGAACAAGACGAAGUCUUAAAAAAGGUUACCCAACUAUUCAAAGAUGUUCUCAAGCUUCCCAAAGAUCGCCAGAUCGUACCAACUGACAACUUCUUCGAGCUUGGAGGCCAGAGUAUUCUGUUGUUGAGGGCGCAUUCGAAGAUCAAGCGCACUUUCCAUGUGGCGCCUGCGCUGAGAGAGUUGUUCACUGCUCCGACGCCGUUGGAGAUGGCGGAGAAGAUCAGGGGAGCGAUUGCUGCGCAGGGAUGA
This is a messenger RNA of Letharia lupina, 10473 nucleotides long. RefSeq lists its product as uncharacterized. The transcript has 4 exons. Gene Ontology annotation, molecular function: phosphopantetheine binding; zinc ion binding; fatty acid synthase activity. NCBI's taxonomy places the organism in Eukaryota, Fungi, Ascomycota, Lecanoromycetes, Lecanorales, Parmeliaceae. The coding region runs from base 1 to 10473 and encodes 3490 amino acids. Gene Ontology annotation, biological process: fatty acid biosynthetic process; secondary metabolite biosynthetic process. The record is from RefSeq and is a predicted model, not a curated record.